Molecule: messenger RNA, 1611 nt
Organism: Cladophialophora psammophila CBS 110553
Lineage: Eukaryota; Fungi; Ascomycota; Eurotiomycetes; Chaetothyriales; Herpotrichiellaceae
Exons: 2
Coding region: 1-1611 (536 amino acids)
Biological process (GO): malate transmembrane transport
Cellular component (GO): membrane
Molecular function (GO): malate transmembrane transporter activity
Source: RefSeq, a predicted model, not a curated record
AUGUCUCCUUCACCUCGCCUUUCACGGCCUUCCUCUGUCGCCAUUCCACCAACCCAGCCUUAUGGAUCUAUGAUGCCGCGCGCUCGCCCCAUCAACCAGCGCUAUCAUGGCGAUUAUGAUACAUAUCCAGGCGCAGCAGAGGCAAGGUCACCCUACGCCCAAGAUGGUUGGCGGACACCUAUCGUGGAAGACCCAGAGCACCGCGCUAAUCGAUCGAGAAACUACUUCAAUAAUGUGUCCCCGCCUGAAACUUCGAGUGAGCCACCAUGGAAGGAUUCACAAACUACGGCGGCGGCAAACGGAGAGGACGCGGAGAAAGGCAAGGCCGAGGGUAUGCUGGAUGACCACCCGAAGGUCCUCUCCUGGUCGCAACGCAUGAAGCAUGUCACUUGGGCGUGGUUCACCCUUACAAUGGCGACUGGGGGUAUCGCCAAUGUCCUCCACGCCGUGCCGUACCGAUUUCACGGUCUCUAUGCGAUCGGUGUUGCAAUCUUCUUACUCAACAUUGUCCUAUACAUCGUCAUUUGGGCCAUGAUCAUCACGCGAUUCACGCUGUACCCCUGGACCUUCCGGGCGAGCUUCACCCAUCCCACCGAAUCACUUUUCGUGCCGGCCUUCGCUGUCUCCUUUGGCACCAUCUUGAUCAACAUCGUCCAAUACGGGUCUGGUUAUGUCGGACUCUGGCUCAACCGUACCGUUUUGAUCCUGUACUGGUUCGACUGCGGCCUGGCCAUUGUCUUGAGCAUUAUCAUCUACCUCGUUCUCUGGUCCACUCAGACCUUUACCAUCGCCAGAAUGACUCCGAUAUGGAUUUUUCCUGCGUAUCCUUUGCUGAUCAUCGGUCCCCACGCCGCAAACAUAGCCACCAAGGCACUGAGCUCGAAGCAGGCGAUUCGCAUCCUGGUCGGAGGUUUCACGAUUCAAGGCAUUGGCUUCCUCGUCUCGCUAACUAUCUACUCGGCCUUUGUAUACCGGCUUAUGACGCAGAAACUGCCCGCCGAGCCACUUCGACCAGGCAUGUUCGUCUCGGUCGGCCCUUCCGCCUUCACAGUCAGUGGGACUAUCGGCAUGGCCAACGAUCUGCAUCGGGUUAUUGCUUCCUCUCCCACGUCCACAUUUAUGGAUGUGCCAGGUGUGCUUGCCGCCCAAAUCUUGAAGUUGGUGGCCACCUGGAUGUGUCUCUGGCUCUGGGGUCUGGCAUGGUGGUUCUUCUUUGUCAGCCUAGUCUCUAAUGUGGAUUGUUUGCGAGAAAAGCACCGUAUGCCUUUCGCCAUGACCUGGUUUAGCUUCAUCUUCCCCCAAACGGCUCUCACCACGGCGACCUUUGCUGUGGCCGAGGCAUUCGAUGUCGACGCUAUCCGAGUUAUUGGUUGCGUCAUGACGGCCCUGUUGAUCAUUGUGUGGUUUGUUGUCGUUGGGUUUAUGAUACGGGCAAUCGUGAAUAAACAGAUCUUAUGGCCCGAGAGGGGAGAGGAUAAGUCGGAAGGUGGGUUCAAAGCUAGGAUGGAGGACUCAGAUACCAGUGUGACGACGCUGCUGAACAAGGAGAUCCCGCCCAUGCUGAACGACGGGGGGACUCGGAUUGCCGAUGAAAAUCGUGAUGGGGAAUAG